AUGAGAUUAGAACAACGACAAUCACACCGUUUUACUGUCAAUAGACACAGAUCGAAUGACCAACAACGCCAACAGGCACAUCGAGCAUUUGUAGCUACAUCAUUUCUGCGUCUAGCAUUCCAGUAUGAGCCCGAUAUUGAAUAUUAUGCUCAUUCAAAAGUAGUAAUUGGUGCUAUGGACAAAAAAUGCCCGUAUUGUCAUGCUUUGAAAUUCAAAAAUAAACCAGCCGGGAUGUGUUGCGCGUCAGGGAAGGUACAACUACCUGUAAUUGAAACACCACCGGAACCAUUGAACAGUUUGCUUAUCGGCACAGAUCCAGAUUCUAACGUGUUCCUGAAGUCCAUUCGAACAUUCAACUCAUGCUUUCAAAUGACAUCGUUUGGAGCAAUAGAAAUAGUUCAAAAUACUAAUGCAAAUGGUCAACAAUAUAAUUUUACAUUUAAAAUCAGAGGCCAAGUUUAUCAUAAAAUAGGCUCAUUGCUGCCAAAGCCAAACGAACCACAUAAAUUUUUACAAAUCUACUUUAUGGGCGGCGAGGACUCCGGAAGCGCACUAGCCAAUCGGGUGGAUGCACGUUAUGGCUACAAUAACCUUGAUUCAUUCGAUAAUCACGCUAUUGUUAUUAAUCCUGAUAAAACACCAGCUGGAGAAUACAUUCGUAGAUUCAAUGCACCUGUUGCUGACGACGUUGCUGGAAUCAUGGUUGGCGAUCGUACAGGUGCACGAGAAAUUGUGAUUCGUAGGAGAAAUAAUAAUUUUCAGUUCAUUGCUGAUACACACCGUUCAUAUGACGCUCUCCAAUAUCCGCUAAUCUUCUGGAAGGGACAAGACGGAUAUAGCAUAAAUAUUAAACAACGAGAUCCCGUAUCAGGAGCCGAAACAAACAAGAACGUUAGCUCGAAGGAUUAUUAUGCGUAUAGAUUGAUGAUUAGACGCGGGCUGGAUAACGUCAUUCUACGAUUUCGAGAGCUUUGUCAACAAUUCUUGGUCGACAUAUACGCGAAGAUAGAAGGUGAACGACUACGAUACUUACGAUAUAAUAAACUCAAGCUACGUGUGGAAGAGUACAUUCACUUGCGCGACGCUAUUGUCAACAACGCCGACGCCGCCGAAAUUGGUAACUCUGUCAUUUUACCAUCAUCGUACGUAGGCAGUCCACGUCAUAUGCAAGAGUAUAUACAGGAUGCUCUGACUUUCGUGCGCGAAUAUGGGCGACCGUGUUUAUUUAUCACGUUCACAUGUAAUCCAAAAUGGCCAGAGUUUACAUCUUUGCUGUUGCCUGGCCAAAAUGCAAUACAUCGUCAUGACAUUACAGCACGUGUGUUUAGACAAAAGCUGAAGUCAUUAAUAAAUUUUAUUACUAAAUCAUAUGUAUUCGGUCCCACACGUUGCUGGCUGUAUUCGGUUGAGUGGCAAAAGUGAGGAUUACCUCAUGCCCACAUUUUGGUAUGGUUAAUCAACAAAAUCCGUCCUGAAGAAAUAGAUAAUAUAAUUUUUGCAGAAAUUCCCGAUCCGUCUACUGAUCAAUUGUUGUUUGAUAAUGUUACAGCAAACAUGAUUCAUGGCCCAUGCGGUACUUUUAAUCUUUCAUCGCCUUAUAUGUCAGAUGGAAAAUGUACAAAAAAUUUCCCUAAAGAUUUCACUAACGAUACAAUCACAAAUGUCGACGGAUAUCCAAUAUAUCGUCGAAGGAAUCCAGAUAAUGGCAGACAAUCAUUUAUUAAAAACAUCAGCAACACAGCCAUUGAUAUUGACAAUCGUUGGGUCGUGCCAUAUUCGCCCCUGCUGAGCAAAACAUACAAUGCUCAUAUUAAUGUUGAGUUCUGCAGUUCUGUGAAGAGCAUCAAAUACAUUUGCAAGUAUGUCCAUAAAGGCAGUGAGAUGGCGGUGUUU
Molecule: messenger RNA, 1893 nt
Organism: Cotesia glomerata
Lineage: Eukaryota; Metazoa; Arthropoda; Insecta; Hymenoptera; Braconidae
Exons: 2
Coding region: 1-1422 (473 amino acids)
Source: RefSeq, a predicted model, not a curated record